AUGGAUAAUGAAUUAAAUGUAACAUAUAUAACUUUUGAUGGGCAUGUGGAACUGCACAAAUACAGAUAUCUUUAUUUUGUGAUCAUGUUUACAGCAUAUAUUCUAAUCAUUUGCAGUAAUUCCACUAUUGUGGGCAUCAUAGUGAUUAACAAAUCCCUCCAUGAACCUAUGUACAUUUUCAUUGCAGCUUUGUUAAUCAACUCUGUUCUUUACAGCACUGCUAUCUAUCCAAAGCUUUUGAUUGACUUUUUAUCUGAAAAACAGAUCAUAUCUUAUUCAGCCUGUCUCUUUCAGGGGUUUAUAUAUUACACUCUAGCCUCUUCAGAAUUCUUCCUGUUGUCAGCCAUGGCCUAUGACAGGUAUGUGUCUAUAUGUAAACCUCUGAAAUAUCACACUAUCAUGAGAAAAACAACUGUUUAUAUUUUCCUGAUUUUAGCUUGGAUUCUACCUGCUUGUCAAAUUUCAGUGGGACCGUUGCUGAUUGCUAAUGAAAAACUCUGUUACUUUAUCUUGAAAGGAAUAAUUUGCAACAGCACAGUUAACACACUUCACUGUACAGUUCAGAACCUCAAACCCCACCAGAGUCCAUGGACCUCUCUGCUGUUCCUGAUGUCUAUCAUGACCUGUCUUCAGCAAACACAGAGCAACUUCUCUUCCUCCUCACCGGCCUUAGGACUGCGCCAUUGA
Molecule: messenger RNA, 687 nt
Organism: Sander lucioperca (pikeperch)
Lineage: Eukaryota; Metazoa; Chordata; Actinopteri; Perciformes; Percidae
Product: putative olfactory receptor 13C6
Exons: 2
Coding region: 1-687 (228 amino acids)
Biological process (GO): G protein-coupled receptor signaling pathway
Cellular component (GO): membrane
Molecular function (GO): G protein-coupled receptor activity
Source: RefSeq, a predicted model, not a curated record